CUUCUGUCGGAAGCAAUACCGUUGUGUUUCGUUUGUUCCGUGCCGAUUACUCGACAAGUGCUUCCGAAUUCUCUCAGACGAGGCGAUUUUGAAAAUGAGACCGAAGAAAACAUUAGUGCUUUCCCUUCUAUUCCUGGGGACUUGUGUGGUGGACUCGAACCCGCUUGAUGGAUCGCUGCAGCAUCUGAUCGAGAGAAGGAGGGCUCCCUUGCUCGAAGCUGACUUCCUCAUGGCUGAGAAACUCGUCGCAGCCAACUGCACGCCAUCGUCUAUCAACGAUUUUCCACCGGAUUUGUUCACUCAAGAAGAGAGAAUGUCGGGUGCUAUCGCUAUUCACGUCGUGGUUAUCCUCUACAUGUGCGGUGUAAUGGGAAUCGUUUGCGACCGAUACUUCGUGCCGAGCCUCGAGAUCAUAAGCGACUAUUGUGGACUUCCCUCCGAUGUUGCUGGCGCAACAUUCAUGGCUAUGGGAACGUCGGCGCCGGAGCUUUUUUCGUCCGUGAUUGGAUCGUUCAUCACGGAGGGCGAUAUUGGAGUGGGCACGAUUGUCGGGUCUGCUGUAUUCAACAUUCUGGGAGUCACCGCUCUGAUCGGCUUGGCCGUGGGCCGAGAGAGUCUGAAAAUCGACUGGUUCCCGAUCAGUCGUGACUGCAUCGCCUACGUUCUGACCGUAGUUCUGCUCAUAGUUGUCAUAUCUGAUAGCUUCGUCACGUGGUAUGAGGCUUGCAUCCUUCUGCUGUUCUAUGCGCUGUACGUCACGGCCAUGAUAUUCAACUCGAAAAUUGAACGCUUCUCGCAUCUGACUGUUCAACGUUUCACUGCGAGCAAUGGCGAAAAGCGUCCUCUCAUUGACAAACAGCCCUCAGUUUCUGAUGCCGACGACGACGAUCUCCCAGAGGCGAUCUUCGAAGUACCCAAGGGAGGUUUCUUCGCUGUCGCGCUCUGGUUGAUUUUCCUCCCGGCAAACAUUGUCCUAGCAUGCACGAUUCCGGAUUUGAGCGGCCGCAGAAAGUUCCUCUUCCCUCUGACCUUCAUCUUAUCCAUCAUAUGGAUAGGUCUGAGUUCCUACGUCACGGUCUGGAUGGUGACAGUCGCUGGCUAUACACUAGGAAUACCGGACUCGAUCAUGGGCUUGACCGUCCUCGCCGCCGGAACAAGCGUACCCGAGGUAUUCUCGUCCGUCCUCGUGGCUAGAAGAGGCAAAGGCAACAUGGCCUUGUGUAAUCUCUUAGGCUCGAAUAUCUUCGAUAUCUUGUUCUGCCUCGGGGCUCCUUGGUUGGUCAAAACGGCGUAUUCGGCGAGAAAUGUGUGGAUCCAGAGUCCAGCGUUGACGUACACGGGAAUCACGCUCCUGAUGACUGUCGUGAUGCUUUUCCUGACCUUGAUAGUUAUGAGAUGGAAGGUCAACUACAAAACCGGAAUAAUUUGUACAUUCCUCUACGGAGGCUUCUUGACCAUGGCUGUGCUCUACGAGUUCCUCAUGUUCGGUAUCAGCAACCCUUGCUAAGAAUCCGGGAAAUGAAUCUGUGAUAGAAGACUUAUGAGACAUUUCAGAGUGAUAAGAUGCGGAUCAGAAAUCAGG
This is a messenger RNA of Galendromus occidentalis (western predatory mite), 1582 nucleotides long. Its product is annotated as sodium/potassium/calcium exchanger 4. NCBI's taxonomy places the organism in Eukaryota, Metazoa, Arthropoda, Arachnida, Mesostigmata, Phytoseiidae. The record is from RefSeq and is a predicted model, not a curated record. The transcript is spliced from 12 exons. Gene Ontology annotation, molecular function: calcium, potassium:sodium antiporter activity; calcium channel activity. Gene Ontology annotation, cellular component: plasma membrane. Gene Ontology annotation, biological process: intracellular calcium ion homeostasis; calcium ion transmembrane transport. Bases 95 to 1507 code for a protein of 470 amino acids.